GUGAUUUCGUCAAGGGAACCGGAGUGUUGAUAGCAGCGUCGCGUCCCCCUGCUUCUUAAUAUCACCCCCCCCCCUCCGUAACGGCUCAGAAGUAGCUCGCUGCCCAGUCUAGCCAGGUGGAGAGUCAUGCCUGUGCGCUGGAAGGUAUCCCCACCAAGGGAUUCCCCCAGGCAGGAAGCAGCCUAGCUUUGAAGUUGCAAGGCUAUUCAGUGCUAAUGAAGGGACUUAGUGAAUACAAGAGAAAUUUCAAAUGGAGAAAACCAGAUCAAUCUAAGCCUUGUAGCCCUAUACUUGAAGAAAAAUGCCAGUGGGCUGGACUUCGGUCAGAUGAAUUUGGAAUCUCAAGAGAACCAAAGUUUAUUUCCAAAAGAAGAGUGCCUUAUUAUAAUACACAGGUUUCAAGAUCCUUUGAGUGGAAUGGGGGAAACGAUUCGGAGAAAGAUACAGCAGAACCUGAACUUCACCUGUCACUGGAGACACAGACCAGUGAGAGUGGAGAUGAUACAACUCAGGAAAAAAUCAAAACACCUGAUGCACCCAGAAUGCCUGAAAAAGUGCAUUCCAAUUCUGCUGGUUCUAGAUCUGAAUUAGCAGUAGCUCUUGAAAAAAGCAAGAAGUCACCACCCAUAACUCCAGUGAAAGAACAAAGGACAAUAACGCCUGCCAAAAAAGAUUUAGAAAAACUUAAUAAAGGGCUCCACAGAGUUCUGCAGAAGAAAGCAGGAUUGGAUAUUCCAAGGUCAUGUAGCUUCCCCAGAAGUUCUGAGUAUCAGCGGCAGUUUGUUUGGAAAACUCCUCAAAAGUUGUCUCCAAUACUUGCAGCAGACAAGUUUAUUCACAGUGCAAGUCCUUCCAUUCCUCCCUUUAAAAUUCCUGUCACUAUUCCUGAAACUGAAUAUGAAAGGAGUUUCAAAGCUUCAUCACCUGCAAAAGAAGACAAGCAGCAAGACUCUUUGGAAGAGAGGGAACGUCCUGCCUCCCAACCUGUAGAAGCCUCCUCUGGAGAAAAGUGUGAGAAGACAGAAGCAUUUUCAAAGGCCACAGAAGAGCCAUCAAAGCAAAGCAAAUCAGAAACAAAGCCAAAACAGCCGAAGCAAAAACACAAGCCUCUCUGUUUACACAGAAGCUUUAGAAAACUGAACACAGAAUACAGAUCAAAUUUCUUGUCUCCGUCAAAAUACUUGUAUAAAAAUGGAGCUUGGAUACGUAUCAGGAAAAAUAUGCCUGACCAGGAGUCUCAAAACACUCUAAAUACCAUGUGGUAUAUGGAGGUGAAAGAACUUCGCGAAAAAGCAGAGGCAUACAGGCAAAGAGUACGAGGAACUCAUUUCUCCAGAGAUCACUUGAAUCAGAUUUUAUCAGAGAACAACAGGCUUUGGGAUCUGUCCUCCAAUUCCAGUGCAGAAGAUGUCAUUAGCAACAAUGUCAGAGCUCUAGAUCUUGCAGGGGUCCCUGAGAAAAAGCUUUCUCCAGGUCCCAAGUUCAUGCCACAACCGGAGUCGUCUGCAGAGUUCCAGGAGAAUGGCACUGAGAAAUUAGGCAUGUCAGAUGCGGCCACUCUUCCAGUCAAGCGCCGUCUGGUUUGGGGUGAACCAGACGAUGGCGAACAACUGGAACAUCAGACACCAGUGUUAGGAGGAGAAGAAAACGAUGAAGAAAAAGAAAACAAGCAGGAAUCGGAAGACAUUAAAGUACCAGAUAAAAACUCAACCGGAAAUAAUCACCAGGGAGAAAAUGUAAAUUCUCCAAGUGUUAAUAGAGCAGACUGUUCUUCAGCCCCCUGUAGAGGCAGACUUUCUACUCCAGAGCUGAAAGCACUUGGUGGAGCCCAAAGAACACAUCUUGACCUGACAACACCAGCUACUGGAGGUGCAGUUUUAGUAUCUCCUCCAAAAGUGAGGCCUUCAUCCACUAAGCAAAUGAGAAAAGGAUCUCCAGAGAAGAUCUUGGCAAAUAGUCAGACUUCAAGGGAAGACAUAAAAAGAAAAUCUAACAUGGACAGAAGUGAAGCUGUAACACCAAGUCAUUUACCUGCUGCUGGGCUGAAAACUGUGGAUCAUUUGCCUGUGGAGAAAUACCCGUGGCCCAAGCAAAAGGCUUCUAGCGCAAGAGUCUCUUCAAAUGUAUCGUGUUCGGAGCAGGCGCCUGUUGUCCCUGGUGCCAAAUCAGCCAGGGACCCUGUUUUGUCAUAUUGGAGCCCAUCACGCCGCAUUCAAGGAACUCUCAGGGACCCAGAAUUUCAACAUAAUGGAAAUGUUGCAAGCCCAAAAAGGAGCUGGUUGCAAUUACCACUUCAGGAGAGAAACUAUCACAAUGAAGAUGAUGAUGACCGUUUGUCUCAGCUGUCUGCUCGAUCCGCUGCAUCUAGUUCUCUUGCAUCUCAGGUUUUAGAACGAGCUCAGAGGAGGAAAGAGAACUUUUGGGGCAAAAUGUGAUUCUGUUCUGCUGUCUUUGUCAAGUAUUUUAUACAGGUUGAGUAUCCCUUGCUUGGGACCAGAAGUGUUUUGGAUUUGUUUUAUUUUAUUUUUUGGAUUUUGGAAUCUUAUAUACAUAAUGAGGUAUUGUGGAGAUGGGACCCAAGUCUAAAUACAAGAUUUCAUUUGUUUCAUAUACACUUUAUACACAAUAUUUUAAUAAUGUUUUCAUGAAACAAAGUUUGUAUAUAUAGAGCCAUCAGAAAACAAAGAAACUUGAAUGGCCAUUUAUGUGGACAGUUUUGGAUUUUGGAGCAUUUUUGGAUUUUUGGGUAAGGUAUACUCAACCUGUGCUUGUUUGAAUACAAAUUUUGAAAAUGAUUCUCAGUUUUGUAAAGGAAUUUGAUUAUAAAAAGUUACAGUUGUUUAGUAGUCCCUUCACAUUGGACAAACUGUGAGAGUGCACACACCAAUAGUUCUUGAAAUUGAACUCUACCUCAAAAAGUUGGAAAAGCCAUUAUAACAAUGUUUUUUACUUAUAAACAAUUUUUCAUUCCAUAUUCAACAUACAGGUAUUUUUUUUAAAAAAAAACCUGAUUGAAACUUUUAAAAUGACAGUAUAACAGUAAUAUUACAGUACUAUGGGCUCAUUUUAUCCUAUAUCACACCAAGCAAGAGUAAUCCGAAAUCAGAGUGAGGCAGCCUUGUUGCCAUGCUAUCCACUUAGUAAUUACCAAUCUGCUCCACUCAGGACUUUCACUGGAUCCUUCUGCAUUCCUUAUGAUGGAAUAAUUAGAGUGUUUUGUUCUGGCCCAGCACAACCUUGGCACUUUCUCAGGUCUACCAAGUUAUUUUUUCACUGGCACUUCAUAGACGGACCUCAUUUUUUUGACUCCAGUUUAGUUGUUCAGCUUCUGAUAACAAUAGUUUUGACGUAGAUCCCAUGGAUCUCUCUUUGAGAUGUGCUGAGUUUUCAUUAUGAAAAUACCAUGUUUUCUUUUGUAUUGCCCGGUCCUCUCCAUCCAUUAGUAUCACAGUAUCCAAGUUAAAUAACAUUCCAUCAAACUACUGGACUGAAUAUCUAAAGAACUUUGGACGUGAAGCCUCUGAACCAUAUGUUUAAUUUUUCUUCCUAUUUCAUAGAAUGAUAAGCUCUUGGCAAUCUAGUUUGCUGUUUUUAAAGCAUUCUGUUUCUGUCUAGUGUAACUAUUGUGUUUUGCACAUAUGAUCACUGUUAGGGUUCAUAAAAAUAUCACUACUGAUAAGAUUUGUUAAGUAUUAUUACUGUCAUCACACACAAAUAACUUUUUAAGACUAAAGGACCAAAUUAUAACUGGGGACAUCUUAAUGUGCAAAUGUGUUUGCAUUUUUGCAUGAGGGAUAUUUAGGAAUGUAUUAUUUUCCCCCACUGAUUAUCCAAAGCAUUUCAUUAAGUAAGUGUAGUUUGUAUGGAGUGAUAGAAUUUUUAUUAAUUGUUUUAAAAAAGAGAUGUAUAAAAAUUUAGUUUUGUAUUUGUGUUUCGAUAAAAAAGUUGUAUUUUGGUAUACAAUAAAUCCUUGUUCUUCCCUA
Molecule: messenger RNA, 3983 nt
Organism: Anolis sagrei ordinatus
Lineage: Eukaryota; Metazoa; Chordata; Lepidosauria; Squamata; Anolidae
Gene: SAXO6
Product: Mdm1 nuclear protein
Biological process (GO): retina development in camera-type eye; negative regulation of centriole replication
Molecular function (GO): microtubule binding
Source: RefSeq, a predicted model, not a curated record